AAUGGGAACUAAAAGAAAGAGAGUGAUAAUGUAGGCAGGAUCCCUUCUGAAUCCAAUAUUUAGAUAUGUGUUAAAGAUGAAUUUUGUUGCUAAUCCUACUGAUAUUCAUGGUACUAAAUUACUAAGGUUUUUUUGAAUGAAUUAUCCUUUAGACAUUUGUAAUAUUAAACAAUGAAUUUGGAUAAGAAAUUACAUCAACCAAAUUUUGAAUCUAAUUAUAGAGAGUCAAUCGAAUGUAUCUCCAGUAAAUGGGAAAUCAAGUUUGGUAUGCAAUUCCAUUAUCCUAAGUGAAUGGAUGGGAAAGGACAUUUUAUAUGAAAUAUGCAGAUAUGUCAACUUUGCAUUAAACCAUUAAACAAUAUAAUCAUUUCAUAGAAGGUCAAAGAGCUCUUUAAGGAGAGGAUGAUGAGCCAGAUGAUAACCUAUUAUAAUAUUGAAU
Molecule: messenger RNA, 439 nt
Organism: Paramecium pentaurelia
Lineage: Eukaryota; Ciliophora; Oligohymenophorea; Peniculida; Parameciidae
Source: the annotation of a GenBank genome assembly